AUGUCGGAACAUCGAGCUCGAUACUCACCUCCAUGGGCGGAUAUGACAAUUAUCGGAAUCGCUGGCGGUUCAGGGUCUGGGAAGACGUCUGUCGCUAUGGAAAUUAUCAACUGUCUCAACUUGCCCUGGGUGGUUAUUCUCGUUAUGGACUCGUUUUACAAAACUCUCACUCCCGAGCAGAAUGCUAUAGCGCAUAACAAUGAAUAUGACUUUGACUGCCCGGAUGCGAUUGAUUUUGACAUCCUCGUGGACACCCUCCAGUCUCUUAAAAAGGGACGGAAGGUAGAAAUUCCCAUUUAUUCUUUUGAGAGACAUCAGCGGCAAAAAGAGACCAUAUCUCUAUAUUCCCCCCAUGUUGUCAUCCUCGAAGGAAUACUGGCCUUUACGGACCAAAGAGUAGUAGAUAUGCUGGAUAUUUUCGUGGAAGCUGAUAUGGACGUUUGCCUUGGCAGAAGAAUCCUGCGCGAUGUCCGCGAGAGAGGAAGGACGAUAGACGGCGUCAUCAAGCAAUGGUUUAAAUUCGUCAAACCAUCGUAUCUCCGAUAUGUUGAACCUCAGCGGCAUAUAUCUGACAUCAUAAUCCCUCGAGGCAUUGAGAACAAGACCGCCAUAGAAUCAGACUUGGUGGUCAAGCAUAUUCAGCGAAAUCUCCGAGAGAAGUCUGAAGCCCAUAACCUAGAGUUACAAAAACUGGGCAAACUGGUCGAAGAGCAACCUCUAUCCUCCAAUGUUCUUUGUGAUGAAGCAGACUCCGCAAUUCGUCGGGCCCUCGACACUACCCCAUUCGUUCCAGCAACGGUAACCACACCCCAAAAACAGAUCUAUCAUGGCCUUCGACCAGCUGGCACGAUAUCCGCUGUUGCAAUUCUUCGCGGCGGCUCCUGUUUAGAGACUGGCCUGAAAAAGACGAUACCGGAUUGCAUAACCGGCCGAAUCCUUAUCCAAACAAAUUACCGCACCGGCGAACCGGAGCUACACUACCUUAAGCUCCCCCACGGUAUUAAUACCCACGCCUCUGUCCUGCUCCUUGAUCCACAAAUGUCAAGUGGUGGAGCUGCAUUAAUGGCAGUGCGAGUCCUUGUCGAUCACGGGGUGGAAGAAGGGCGCAUCAUCUUUGUAACUUUCGCUGCAGGCCAACGAGGUUUGCAGAGACUAACAGCUGUAUAUCCCGAUAUCAAAGUAGUGGUGGGACGGAUAGAAGAUGAGGGUGAAGAGAGAUGGAUUGAGAAACGUUAUUUUGGGUGCUAG
Messenger RNA from Paracoccidioides brasiliensis Pb18, 1248 nucleotides. RefSeq names its product uridine kinase. Bases 1 to 1248 code for a protein of 415 amino acids. The record is from RefSeq and is a predicted model, not a curated record. Gene Ontology annotation, molecular function: ATP binding; kinase activity. The transcript has 8 exons. Gene Ontology annotation, cellular component: cytoplasm.